UCCAGUUUUCUCCCAGUCACAACUAGCUGACUGUUUAUUUUCCAUUCAAACAACCCAAACACGGCCUUACGUACCACAUCCAAUAUGGGUGCACCAACCCAGUCCCUUUUCACCUGUAAAACACCACACUCUAUUUGUACAACUUCAUAUAAGUGGAGCAGGUACGCCCCCUGGUCCCCCCACACUUGCACAAAAACAUACAGUGACGAUUUCUAGUGUUCGUGAUCAUCAUUCGUCGCUGAAAUUGUAGAAGCAAGAACUGUAUUUAUGGUCCUCUUAUCUCCCUAAUUUUUCUGUUGUCUGAACUAUCUUCAAUGGCUGCCAUUGCUAGUGUUUCUCGGAUACGUGCCGCCGUGAUUCUUCUCCUUUUUACUUUGCUACAGUCUCUUUAUCUUCUAGCUUUUGCUUCUACCAAUGUUCACAUUGUGUAUAUGGGGGAGAGAGCCUAUGAUGAGCCUGAGCUGGUUCAAGACUUGCACCAUGGGAUUCUCAGUGAUGUUCUUGGAAGCAAAGAAGCUGCCAAGACAUCGAUUCUAUACAGUUACAAGCAUGGAUUUUCCGGGUUUGCUGCAGUCUUGACUCAUUCUCAAGCCAAACUAAUAGCAGGUUACCAUGGAGUUGUCCGGGUUGUUCCCAAUAGAAUCCUUAGUUUACACACAACUAGAAGUUGGGAUUUCUUGAAAGUAAAACCUCAGAUGGUGGAUGGGAUUCUUUCAAAAAGUCAUUCUGGCAUUGGAUCUAUCAUUGGUGUCAUGGAUACUGGCAUAUGGCCAGAAUCUGAAAGCUUCAAAGAUGAAGGUAUGGAUGAGGUUCCAUCACAUUGGAACGGUAUAUGCCAGGAAGGAGAAAUGUUUAAUCAAUCAAACUGCAACAGGAAACUUAUUGGGGCACGAUGGUACAUCAAAGGAUACGAAGCAGAAUAUGGAAAGCUAAAUACUAGUGAUGAGGUUGAAUUCCUAUCUCCACGAGAUGCUGUAGGGCAUGGGACUCAUACAUCAUCAACUGCAGCUGGUGCUUUAGUGAAAAAUGCAAACUCAAUUGGGCUAGCUCAAGGAUUGGCAAGAGGGGGUGCUCCAUUGGCUAGGAUAGCCAUGUAUAAAGUUUGUUGGGCUACGGGUGGCUGUAGCUCAGCUGAUCUUCUUGCUGCAUUUGAUGAUGCAAUAUCUGAUGGUGUGGAUGUUAUUUCAGUAUCUCUUGGCUCACCACCUCCACUUCCUUCUUAUGUUGACGAUGCUUUAGCUAUUGGUUCUUUCCAUGCGAUAGCUAGAGGAAUAUCUGUCGUAUGCUCUGGUGGUAAUGCCGGUCCUUAUCCUCAAACUGUUAUAAAUACUGCUCCAUGGAUUCUUGAUGUGGCAGCAAGCACUAUCGAUAGAGCUUUCCCAACUGUCAUUACCUUAGGAAACAAUCAAACUCUUGUGGGUCAGGCUUUUUAUACAAGGAAGAAGGCCAGUGAGUUUCAACCUAUUGUUCCAGGAGAUGAAAUUGCAGCCGCCGAUGCAGAUGAAGACAGUGCAAGAAGUUGCGAUUUGGGAACCCUGAAUCCCACUUUAGCUAGAGGAAAAGUUGUUCUGUGUUUCCAAUCUCGGUCACAAAGGUCAGCUACAAUUGCUGGAAUAAGUGUACGAAAUGCACUGGGUUCUGGUGUCAUCUUUGCACAGUCUCCAACUAAGGAUGUUACUUAUCCCCGGGGUAUCCCCUCCGUCUUUGUGGACUUAACAGUUGGGACAUCCAUUCUUAAUUACAUAGAAUCGAGCAGGGCUCCUAUGGUAAAAUUUAACCAUACAAAAACAACAAUUGGACAACAAAUAGCCCCGGAAGUAGCAUAUUUUUCUUCCCGAGGACCCAGUUCGCUCUCUCCUUCUGUAUUAAAGCCGGAUAUUGCUGCUCCUGGUGUUAACAUCUUGGCCUCCUGGUCCCCUGCUUCUUCUCUUGAGUCACCCGGAAAUAAUCAAAACAAAUUACCUCCACUCAACUUCAAACUUGAAUCUGGAACAUCAAUGGCUUGUCCACAUAUAUCUGGUGUUGUGGCUCUUCUCAGAGCUGUCCACCCGACUUGGAGCCCUGCAGCAAUCAAGUCUGCGCUGGUCACAACAGCGUCUGUAACUGAUGAAUAUGGUCAAAGCAUUAUAGCUGAAGGAGCUCCUCAUAAGAAGGCCGACCCAUUUGACUACGGAGCUGGUCACGUUAAUCCUAACAAAGCCAUGGAUCCUGGUCUUGUAUACGAUGCCAACGUUGCAGAUUAUAUCCGAUUUCUUUGCUCAUUAGGGUAUAACAACACUGCAAUUAGCUUGAUGACCAAGAUAAGGACAUCAUGCCACGCAUCCACCAAGUUCCUUAUGAAUCUGAAUCUGCCUUCUAUCACCAUUCCUGAACUUAAGCAUAAGGUGACUGUAUCAAGAACGGUAACAAAUGUUGGUCCGGUAAACUCUGUUUAUAGAUCUCUUAUUGAAGCUCCCGCUGGGUCGUUUGUGACCAUAGAGCCCUCGAUUUUGUCAUUCAAUUCUACAACGAAGAAGCAGAAGUUUAAGGUAACCUUCAUUUCCCAGCUUAGAGUUCAAGGAAGAUACUCAUUUGGAUAUCUGAUUUGGGAAGAUGGCGUUCAUGUGGUGAGGAUUCCUUUAAUAGUUAGGACUGUAAUUCACUAUUCUUACUCGGAUACUUGAUUUAAAUCCCGCAAACAUUAUCUUUUUAUACCAAUAAUUUAAGCAUCGAAGUAUUCAUCA
This is a messenger RNA of Carica papaya (papaya), 2723 nucleotides long. Its product is annotated as subtilisin-like protease SBT3.9. The record is from RefSeq and is a predicted model, not a curated record. NCBI's taxonomy places the organism in Eukaryota, Viridiplantae, Streptophyta, Magnoliopsida, Brassicales, Caricaceae. Gene Ontology annotation, molecular function: serine-type endopeptidase activity. Gene Ontology annotation, biological process: proteolysis.